Molecule: messenger RNA, 10369 nt
Organism: Lotus japonicus
Lineage: Eukaryota; Viridiplantae; Streptophyta; Magnoliopsida; Fabales; Fabaceae
Exons: 26
Coding region: 189-9809 (3206 amino acids)
Cellular component (GO): cytoplasm
Source: RefSeq, a predicted model, not a curated record
CUGACGGGGCAGCGAAGAGCAGUGGUAGAAGAGCACGAAAGGCACGUUCAUUGUUCUCUCUGUGCUAUCAAUCAUAUCAUUUCCUCCUCCAUUCUCAAUCUCACUCCCAAAACCUCCCUUCGAUAAAACUCACAACAAUUUCGCAUUCUAACCUCUCAAUCAAAUCAUCGCUCACCUUCAGGAGCAGCAUGGAUUUGCCCUUGGGCAGUGAGGAUCCUGCUAUACUUAAGUUGCACAACUGGGAUCCCUCCGAGGUCCAGAUUGAGCUUUCGGACUUUCGCGAAGCUUUUAUUUCUCCUACGAGAGAGGUUCUGCUUUUGCAUUCUUAUCAAAGUGAAGCUCUUUUGCUUCCUCUGGUUAAAGGAGAGUCACAUUCUAGCUGUCCGAAAAGUGGCCACGAUUCUAGUGAUCACGAUCCAGGUUCAUCGAGUAUUUCCUCGCAGGCAUUCACUAGGCCUAGUGAUUCAGGUUUGGUGAAUGAUUUACCAUGCACUUCAGGAUCAGAAUUUGAUAUUGAUACUGAUCAUAGUGAAAUUAAAUGUUCAAGAUCUUAUAGUCACUCAUUCAUUAGUGGUGUGAACUCGUUGGCCUGGGCUUGUUGUGGGGACAGUUAUGAUCAGCACAAUGAUGCUUCAUUUAGAGAAUUUUUAUUUGUUUCUGGGAAAUCUGGGGUGACAGUCCAUGCUUUUUCAAAACGGACUAAAGCCAGAGGAAAAGUUCAAGCUGUAUUAGAGGAUAGCUUUAGGCAAGGAAGGUGGGUCAAAUGGGGGCCUGCCGCUACAUUAGCCCAAAAUAUGGAAGUGGGAGGAUCUUCCAGCCUUAGCCGUGUCUCUGGGGACCAGAAUGUAAAUUUGACUCAUGGAGAUGAUGAAGUUGAAUUAUUGAGAGGCUCCGUGACUAAGAAAUACUUUGAAUCAUUUUUCACAAAAGUUGAAACUUUUGUAUCUGAUGGUAGUCUCAGGACCAAGUUCCCUGAGAAUCAUGAAUUUCCUUGCUCUGCAGAAGUGGUUUCUUUCAACAUAUUUGAUGGCAGUCAAUCUCUGGAAUAUCUCUUCGAAGAUAAAACAUUCCAAAGUAAGGAGAAUUGGAAGCAACCAGCUGAUUCUGCAGAUGCUUCUGAGCACUCCAGCUUGUGUAGUGCAGAUACUAAAUCUGAUUGUUUUUCCAAUGUAUUUGGUAUUGAAAUUAAUGGGUUCUAUGAAUGCCCUAGAGUCUUCUCAAGUGCUUCAUAUUGCUUUGUGGGAUUUUUUUUGACAUUAAUGCAUCAUGUGCCUGUCAGUAUCAGUGAUGCAAAUCAAAGAGACAGGAGUAGGAAUUUGCUUCUUGUUGCUAAGUUAGACGGUUGGGGUUUUCAGUGGGUUUCGGUGGUGAGGCUUGAUGAAAAAAUAAACACAGUUCAGGCAGUUGAUUGGGUGGAUUUCCAAUUUUCUGAUAAUCUUCUUGUCUGCCUUAAUUCUUCUGGCUCUAUUAUUCUCUAUUCUGCAAUGUCUGGUGAAUUUUUGACAUGUUUAAAUGUUUCACAAGCUUGUAGACUUAACCCUCAUUUUGUUUCGCAAGGGUCAGAAAAAUUGCACUUGAGUGAUCAUUCAUACAUUAAAGAAGAGCCUGACAUUAAGGAUAGUUUGUCUAAUCAGCUGAGUGAUUCUUUUAGGAGAUCAUUCAAAAGGUUAGUCAUCGCUUCACACACACCCCUUUUAGCCGUGAUUGAUGAAUGUGGUGUGAUCUAUGUGAUAUCUUUGGGCGAAUAUGUUACCGGCAAUAAUUAUUCAUCUGACCAGUUGGUUCCACUUUGUCCACAAUUUGGGCUGGGGAUGUUGGUUGGCUGGGGAGUUGGUGGUUCUGAUAUAGAUCAUCAAGUGGUACGCUCUAAUCGUUCAGGUUAUUUCAAAUCAAAUGAUUCAAACAUAAAAAACGCAAGUGUUUCUUCCCCAGAGGUGAGUAAUGUGGUUCAGAAAAUUGGUGGCUGCAUGUUUACAGAAAAAGAGGAUUUGUAUGGCUCCUAUUCAAGUGGUUUUUCUGCUGCUUCUAAAGUAACUGAUGAUCACAAAUUUCUUGGUUCUGAUGUGAAGCCACAUGUUAUGAGAAAGAUAUUAAUUCCCAACUUUAGAGUUAGUGUGGAUGACUCUAUUUGUUUUUCUCCUUUGGGAAUUACUAUUCUCUCAAAAAUGAAGUGUGUAAAGAAUCAGAAAGUCUCUCAACUUGUCCAUUUUAAUCUGCAAGCGAAGUUAGAUGUCCAUGAUGACAGCUCUCUAGACAGUGUAUAUGAUCUAUACCAAUUUAAUGGAAAAGAAGAAACUGUUAUUGGACAAGCUAUUGGUUGCACAUUCCAGGGUUGUUUUUAUAUUGUGAGAGAAGAUGGACUGUCAGUCAAUAUUCCCUCUGUUUCAAUUUUAAAAGAAUUUCUUCCUGUUGAGUACAUUGGUUAUGACCAAUCAAGUAAAGAUGUUGGGAUAUCAUUUCUACUUAAAGACAAUGUGGAAAUAAACGAACCAACCAAAAGGUUUUCUCCUUGGAAAGUUGAAAUUUUGGACAGAGUUCUUCUUUAUGAAGGCACUGAAGAGGCAGAUCAACUGUGUUUGAAAAAUGGAUGGGACAUCAAAGUAUCUCGCAUACGUCAGUUACAAAUAGCAUUGGACUACUUGAAAUUUGAUGAAAUAGAAAGAUCUUUGGAAAUGCUUGUCGAUGUGAAUCUAGCAGAAGAGGGAGUUUUGAGAUUGCUUUUUGCUGCUGUUUAUCUUAUGGUUAAUAAAAGUGCCAAUGAUAGUGAAACUUCUGCUGCUUCAAGGCUUCUUGUACUGGCUACUUGCUUUGCAACAAAGAUGCUUCGUAAAUAUGGGUUAAGACAACAUAAAAAAGAUACAUACAUAUCAGAUUUCAACAAGACGGGAUUACUUUCUCUUCCCCCAGUUGAACCAGUUAAACUACAAACUGAAGUGGACUUCGCUCAAAAACUUCGUGAGAUGGCUCACUUUUUGGAGAUCACCCGAAAUCUGCAAUCUAAGCAUAGGUCAACAUUCCAAAGGGCCCAGCAAGGAUCGGUACGCAGUGGCGAAGAGUCACCUUUAAUGAGCACAGGAUUGUUGCUGGAAGAAUCUCAACUUCCUGUUCUUCCAUCAGAUGUAGAUUCAUUGGAUAAGUUAAACCGUGAGCUUUCUCUUCCCACACCCGAAUCAGGUAGCAACAAUAAUGAAAAUCUUGCGCUUGUUCCUGUUGAUUCCAAGUCUCAUUUGGUGUCAGAAGAAUUUGGUAAAUUUUUUCCUGUGGAAAAUCCAAGAGAAAUGAUGGCACGCUGGAAGGUGGAUAAUCUGGACCUUAAGACUGUGGUUAAAGAUGCUCUGCUUUCUGGCCGUCUCCCUUUGGCAGUGCUUCAACUGCAUCUCCAUCGAUCGGAGGAUUUUGUUGCUGACAAAGGGCCUCAUGAUACUUUCACUGAAGUUCGCGACAUUGGCAGAGCUGUUGCUUAUGACUUAUUUUUGAAGGGGGAAAGUGAACUUGCCGUUGCAACACUUCGUAGACUUGGAGAGAACAUUGAAUCCUGUCUUAAACAGCUUUUGUUUGGCACUGUUAGGAGAUCCCUACGAGACCAGAUCGCUGAGGAAAUGAAAAAAUAUGGUUAUCUAGGACCAUAUGAGUUGAAGAUAUUAGAAGACAUGUCACUGAUUGAGAGUGUAUAUCCUAGCAGUAGCUUCUGGAAUACAUAUCAUCACCACCUGAAACACACCAGUAUUCCAUCAGAACCUGUUUUACCAACAGAAAAUAGAAUAAGGCUCUUGCAUAACCAUUCAUUUGAUAGGCUUGUCAUUGAAUGUGGAGAGAUUGAUGGAGUUGUCUUGGAUACGUGGAUGAAUAUUGAUGAAAGUUCAUCUGUUCUGGAAGUUGAUAAAGAUGAUGUGCAUGCUGGAUAUUGGGCUGCGGCUGCUGUUUGGUUCGAUACCUGGGAGCAAAGAACCGUUGAUCGUAUGAUAUUGAAUCAAUCUCUUCCUUCAGACAUUUCUUUAUUGUGGGAGUCACAACUUGAAUACCAUUUGUGUCGUAAUCAUCGGAAGGAAGUCCUUAGACUGUUAGACUUGGUUCCUGCAUAUGUCCUAUCUGCUGGAAGCCUUCAACUCAAUUUGGAUGAUUUACAGUCAGCCUCAUCUUUAGGAUGCAAUAUGAAGUCUUCUAAUUAUGAAAAUUUCAUAUGCUCUAUUGAAGAGUUGGAUUCCGUAUGCAUGGAAGUUCCAGAUGUCCAAAUAUAUAGGUUUUCACCUGAUAUUUGCUCUGGGUGGAUGAGGAUGCUAAUGGAGGAAAAGCUUGCAAAAAGAUUUAUAUUUUUGAAGGAAUAUUGGGAAGGGACAACGGAAUUGAUAGGUCUACUGGCUCGUUCAGAUUUCAUAUCUGGCAAAAAUAAGAUCCGGGUUGAUGAUCUCAAUGAAACUUCAUCAAUUAGAGAUGGAGCUGUACAAGCUUUGCAUAAAACAUUUGUGCAUCACUGUGCACAAUAUAACUUGCCAAAUCUUUUGGACCUUUAUCUUGACCAUCAUAGUUUGGUCCAUGAUCACGAUUCCCUUUACGCAUUACAACAAACUGCAGUUGAUUGUGAAUGGGCUAGAUGGUUGUUCUUAUCUAGAGUUAAGGGGUGUGAAUAUGAGGCCUCACUUGCCAAUGCUCGCUCAAUAAUGUCACGUAAUUUAGUUCCUAGUAAUGACCUCAGUGUUCUGGAUUUAGAUGAAAUAAUUCGAACUGUUGAUGACAUUGCUGAAGGAGGUGGAGAAAUGGCAGCUCUGGCAACCCUAAUGCAUGCUUCUGUCCCUAUUCAAAGCUGCUUAAGUAGUGGUGGUGUGAAUAGGCAUAGUCAUUCCUCUGCCCAGUGCACAUUGGAGAACCUUAGGCCAACUUUGCAAAGGUUCCCCACAUUGUGGCGCACUCUUGUAGGAGCAUGUCUUGGACAAGAUACAGUGGGCUUGUUGGUCCCUAAAGCAAAAACUGCUCUAUCAGACUAUCUUAGUUGGCGUGAUGGCAUCUUCUUCUCUACUGGACGUGAUGCGUCACUUUUACAAAUGCUUCCGUGUUGGUUUCCUAACCCUAUACGAAGAUUGAUACAGCUUUACGUCCAGGGUCCUCUAGGAUGCCAAUCAUUUUCAGGGUUCCCUUUAGGGGAAGCUUUGUUACACCGAGAAAUUGAUUUAUUCAUAAGUACUGAUGUGCAUGCUGAGAUAAGUGCAAUCUCCUGGGAAGCAACUAUCCAACGACACAUUGAAGAAGAACUACAUGGUCCUUCACUUGAGGAAAAUGGAUUUGGGCUUGAGCACCAUUUGCAUCGUGGAAGAGCAUUGGCAGCUUUUAACCAAAUUCUUAGUCAUAGAGUUCAAAAUCUGAAGUCAGAGCAGGAAGCAACUACUUCAGUCCAUGGACAGACUAACAUUCAAUCAGAUGUUCAGGCACUUCUUUCACCGCUAGGACAAAGUGAAGAGGGACUACUUUCUUCUGUUAUGUCAAUUGCUAUAAUGCAUUUUGAGGAUUCUAUGCUUGUUGCUUCAUGUGCUUUUCUUCUGGAGCUGUGUGGUUUAUCUGCCAGCAAGAUGCGCAUCGAUAUUGCUGUGCUAAAACGUAUAUCUGCUUUCUACAAAUUAAGUGAAAAUAAUGAAAAUCUUAGGCAAUUAUCGCCUAAGGGGUCAGUGUUUCAUGCAAUAUCCCAUGAAGGUGAAGUCACAGAAUCUCUUGCUCGAGCUCUAGCUGAUGAAUAUUUGCACAAGGAUUCUCCUGUUGUUGCAUCCGAGACAGGAGCUCCAAGUAAACGACCUUCACGAGCUCUUACACUUGUCUUGCACCAGUUGGAAAAAGCAAGCCUUCCACGAUUGGUUGAUGGAAAUACCUAUGGGGCAUGGCUAUUAAGUGGAAAUGGUGAUGGAAAUGAGUUAAGAUCUUGCCGCAAGGCUGCUAGCCAGCACUGGAAUUUGGUAACAACUUUUUGUAGGUUGCACCAGCUUCCGUUAAGUACCAAGUACCUUUCUGUAUUAGCUAGAGACAAUGACUGGAUUGAAUUUUUGUCCGAAGCUCAGAUUGGAGGGUAUUCAUUUGAUACAGUAGUCCAAGUGGCAUCAAAGGAGUUUAGUGAUCCAGGUCUCAGACUUCACAUGUUGGCAGUUUUGAGAGGAAUGCACUCAAAGAAAAAGGCAAGCUCUGCUUCAUUCUUGGACACACUGGACAAAAGCAGUGAAACGUCCUUUCCUGAUGAAAACAUGUGUAUUCCUGUUGAACUCUUCCAAAUAUUAGCUGAGUGUGAAGGGAAAAAAUCUCCUGGAGAGGCUCUCUUGGCGAAGGCAAAAGAGUUGUCCUGGUCAAUGUUGGCAAUGAUUGCUUCAUGUUUCCAUGAUGUCUCUCCAUUGUCAUGCCUGACAGUUUGGUUGGAAAUCACUGCAGCAAGAGAAACUUCAUCCAUCAAGGUGAAUGAUAUUUCUUCCCAGAUUGCAGACAAUGUUGGAGCAGCUGUAAAUGCAACUAAUACCCUCCCUGUAGGUGAUAGAGUGCUUACAUUUCAUUACAAUAGGCAGAGUCCUAAGCGACGGAGGUUAACAACUCCUGUGUCACUGGACUCAUCUGCUUCUGUAAUGUCUAAUAUCUCAAGUACCUCUACAAGAGAAAAAAUAUUUGAUUCCCAAGGUAAGACUACAGAGGAUGAAAGAAAAGCAGAAUAUCCUGGAUCUGUUAAUGUUGCGAGUGAUUCCGAUGAAGGGCCUGCUUCUCUUUCCAAGAUGGUUGCAGUGCUUUGUGAACAACAAUUGUUCUUGCCUUUGCUAAGGGCGUUUGAGAUGUUCCUUCCAUCAUGCCCCUUGCUGCCAUUCAUCCGUGCUCUUCAGGCAUUUUCGCAAAUGCGCCUCUCAGAAGCAUCUGCACAUUUGGGCUCCUUUUCUGCACGGAUUAAGGAAGAACCAAUGUACAUACAGGCAAAUAUAGGAAGAGAGGGGCAGAUUGGGACAUCAUGGAUUAGUUCUACUGCUUCUACAGCUGCUGAUGCUGUGCUGUCAACCUGCCCCUCUCCUUAUGAAAAAAGAUGCUUGCUGCAACUUCUUGCUGCCACUGACUUUGGUGACGGUGGAUAUGCAGCGGCAAACUAUCGAAGGUUUUAUUGGAAAAUUAGUUUAGCAGAGCCUAUACUUCGUAAAGAUGAUGAGUUACAUUUGGGUGAUGAAAUUUCGGAUGAUGCUUCACUCUUGUCUGCACUAGAAAAAAAUAGGCGUUGGGAGCAAGCAAGGAACUGGGCUAAGCAGUUGGAGGCCAGUGGUGCAGCCUGGAAAUCUGCUGUGCAUCAUGUUACUGAAUCUCAGGCUGAAUCUAUGGUAGCUGAAUGGAAGGAGUUUCUUUGGGAUGUGCCGGAAGAAAGGGUUGCUUUAUGGAGCCACUGCCACACACUAUUCAUCAGAUAUUCCGUCCCUUCUCUUAAUGCUGGGUUAUUUUUUCUUAAACAUGCUGAAGCUGUUGAGAAAGAUCUUCCUCCAAGGGAACUUCAUGAACUUUUAUUGCUUUCUCUGCAAUGGCUGAGUGGGAUGAUUAGUCUUUCCAACCCCGUCUGUCCAUUGCAACUUCUGCGUGAAAUUGAAACCAAAGUGUGGCUCUUAGCCGUUGAGUCUGAGACUCAGGUGAAAAGUGAAGGAGACUUCAAUUUUGCCUUUUCUAUUAGGGAGAAUGCUGUCAAGAAUGACUCCAGUAUUAUUGAUCGAACUGCAAGUAUAAUAGGAAAGAUGGACAACCAUAUAAAUACGAGGAAUAGAACUGUAGAAAAAUACGAGUCCAGGGAAAAUAACCAAAUCCUUCAUAAGAAUCAAGCGGUUGAUGCCGGUCUUUCAACUACUUUUGGUGGGAGUACAAAGACAAAAAGAAGGGCCAAAGCAUACAUGACAACAAGACGUCCACCUCUAGAAUCAGCAGAUAGAAGUGCUGAUACUGACGAUGGCUCCAGUAGUCUCAGUUUAAAACAUGAGUUGCAGUUACAAGAAGAAAACUUAAAACUGGAAAUGUCUUUUUCUAGGUGGGAGGAAAGGGUUGGAGCAGCAGAGCUGGAAAGGGCUGUACUUUCUUUGCUGGAAUUUGGGCAAAUUACUGCUUCCAAGCAACUACAAUAUAAAUUCUCUCCUGGACAAGUACCAUCUGAGUUUAGACUUGUCGAUGCAGCCUUGAAGCUUGCUGCUAUUUCAACUCCUCCUAGCAAAGUAUCAGUGUCAAUGCUUGAUGAGGAUGUGCGAUCAGUUUUGCAGUCGUCUGGUAUACUGAAUGAUAAGCACCAUCUUGACCCACUGCUGGUUUUGGAGCGUUUGGUGAUCAUUUUUACCGAAGGUAGUGGACGUGGGCUAUGUAAGAGAAUAAUAGCAGUUAUUAAAGCUGCAAACACCUUGGGCCUCUCUUUUUCUGAGGCAUUCAACAAGCAACCAAUUGAACUACUACAGCUGCUUUCUCUUAAAGCACAGGAGUCCUUUGAGGAGGCAAACUUUUUGGUGCAGACUCACCCAAUGCCAGCGGCAAGUAUUGCUCAAAUACUUGCAGAAUCUUUCCUGAAGGGAGUGUUGGCUGCACAUCGUGGAGGAUAUAUCGAUUCGCAAAAGGAGGAAGGGCCGGCUCCACUGCUGUGGAGAUUUUCAGACUUCUUGAAGUGGGCAGAGCUUUGUCCCUCUGAACCAGAGAUCGGGCAUGCUUUAAUGCGUUUGGUGAUAACAGGACAAGAGAUACCACAUGCCUGCGAGGUUGAGCUUCUUAUUCUGUCUCACCACUUCUACAAGUCAUCUGCUUGCCUUGAUGGAGUUGACGUUCUUGUGGCCCUUGCUGCAACUAGAGUUGAUGCUUAUGUCGUGGAGGGUGAUUUUCCAUGUUUGGCUCGUCUGAUAACUGGAGUUGGAAAUUUUCAUGCUCUCAAUUUCAUUCUUGGCAUUCUUAUAGAAAAUGGUCAACUGGAUCUUCUUCUUCAGAAGUACUCUGCUGCUGCAGACACAAACACAGGCACUGCUGAGGCUAUCAGAGGAUUCCGAAUGGCUGUUCUUACAUCUUUGAAGCAUUUUAACCCUAAUGACCUUGAUGCAUUUGCCAUGGUCUACACUCAUUUUGAUAUGAAACAUGAGACAGCCGCUCUUUUAGAGUCACGUGCAGAGCAAUCAUGUGAGCAGUGGUUUCGCCGAUACUACAAGGACCAGAAUGAAGACUUAUUGGAUUCCAUGCGCUACUUCAUUGAAGCUGCGGAAGUUCACUCGUCAAUCGAUGCCGGCAAUAAAACACGUAGGGAUUGUGCUCAGGCCUCCCUUUUGUCACUUCAAAUACGAAUGCCGGAUUUCCAGUGGCUUUACCGAUCAGAAACCAAUGCCAGGCGUGCAUUAGUUGAGCAGUCUCGUUUCCAAGAAGCGCUAAUUGUAGCUGAAGCUUAUAACCUUAACCAACCAGGUGAGUGGGCUUUGGUGCUGUGGAACCAGAUGCUCAAACCUGAAGUAAUGGAAGAGUUUGUGGCUGAAUUUGUGGCAGUUCUACCUCUUCAGCCAUCAAUGCUGAUUGACUUAGCUAGAUUCUAUAGAGCUGAAGUGGCUGCCAGAGGGGACCAAUCCCAUUUCUCUGUCUGGCUCACAGGGGGAGGGUUGCCAGCUGAAUGGGCUAAAUAUUUAGGAAGAUCAUUCAGGUGCUUACUGAAGCGGACGAGGGAUUUGAGGUUGCGGAUGCAGUUGGCUUCUGUGGCAACAGGAUUUGGGGAUGUCAUCGACGCAAUCGCAGAAGAAAUGGAUAAGGUCCCUGACAAUGCGGCGCCACUAGUACUGAGGAAGGGUCAUGGUGGAGCAUACCUCCCCUUAAUGUGAAACUUUCUACUGCAUGUCUUUAUCAUAGCAUGUUUGGAUCAACUUAUUUUUCUCCACAAUCAAUUCUGGAAGCUAUUCAGAGAAGUUUCUCCCCAGAAUUGUUUCUGGCUUCAAAAUCAAUUGUGAAAUUCUUUCCAAACAUGCUAUAAUGAUUGUACGAACCACAAUGGUAAAGAAGUUGAUUCUUGACCUUGACCAAUUGCUGGUCUGGAAACAAGUAGGGAGUGCUUCAAACAUUGAAGGGUGCUGAGCAGGAACCAAACAGGGUAUAUAGACAAAAUGAGAAUAGAUUUGUUUGUUGGUAGGAGUGAGAGGUCUAUAUACAUGUAUAUUUUCGGUUGAGCAAAUGCUUGUAUAUUAGGCAAACUGUAUUCGUAGCUCAUUCUUGUUAGCACCCGGUAGUUUUGUUUUCUCCAAUUUUUUACUGGGGAGAGGGUAGUUUACUGUCGAUUUUGAGGCGUGUAGAAUAGAUCGUCCCAUUUGUUUAAUUUUUUGUCUCCAAGAGCUGUUCCUGUACAUCAUUAUAAAAAAUUAAAAAUCCAUUUGCCAUGUUUUACAAA